GGCAAACAAAAAAAUUACAAGAUAAAUCGACAUAUAAAAGUUCGACAGAAAUUAAUUAAAUAAUAUUAAAAAUGGGUUUAUCUCCUGCAGCAAAAGAACGUGCAUCGAUUGUAUUUAAUAUUUGUAGAGUGACUUUCCAUUAUGGAUUUAUUCCGACGAUAUUAUAUCUCGGCUUCAAAAAGGGAUCUGACAAUGGAAUGCCGCCUUUGAGGAUUUUCAAUUUACUAUGGCAAUAAUUAAAUCAAUGAUGUCUCCCGUGUAGCACAAAA
Ctenocephalides felis (cat flea) is the source of this 269-nucleotide messenger RNA. Its product is annotated as mitochondrial import receptor subunit TOM7 homolog. NCBI's taxonomy places the organism in Eukaryota, Metazoa, Arthropoda, Insecta, Siphonaptera, Pulicidae. Gene Ontology annotation, cellular component: mitochondrial outer membrane translocase complex. The record is from RefSeq and is a predicted model, not a curated record. Gene Ontology annotation, biological process: protein import into mitochondrial matrix. The transcript has 3 exons. Bases 72 to 236 code for a protein of 54 amino acids.